AUGCCCUCAGCAGCUCCCCGGUCUGCAUUGGCAAUCAGACCCAGACCACAACCAAGCGCAUCACACGAGCCGCCACCUUCAACAGCGCCUUCGAGCACAACAAACAAACUGAAGCAUCGACCCUGUACCUCAUAUACCGACCUCUCCCCUCUUUCCAACCCAGGCUUCUCGCCCGUCCGGUAUCCGCAGAUCGACCGUCCAGCCAAAAGACCCAUGCCCACCCCCCGUAAAACCAUCGCCGUCGUUAACUCGUCAGGACGACAAGCUGCUUCCUUCAUACGGGUUGCUGUCGCUGUCGGCUACAAGGUACGUGCGCAGUUACGGAAUCUUGAUGGCAUUGUCGCGACAGAGAUCUCCUCACUUCCAAAUGUUACGGUCUUGGUAGGAGAUCUCUAUACUCGAACAUCGGCGGAGAAUGGCGGCAGUGUAUCUCCCACGUUGGGCACGAAGGGCAAGGGCGCGCCGAACCAUGAUCUGAUCAAGGAGUUAUACCGUGGAGCCCAGCUGGCCUUCAUCAACACCACUUUCUGGGGCGACGAGGUGGAAAUCGGGAAAGCACUCGCGGACGCGGCAGUCGUAGCCGGGAUAGAACACUACAUCUUCAGUUCCAUGCCCAACCACUCACAGCACGAUCAUCACUGGCCAUCCCUCCCUCUCUGGUCCAGUAAAGCCGCAAUCGAGACUUACAUUCGUUCCCUCCCUGCCCUCGCCCCCAAAACCACAUACCUCUACACCGGAAUCUACAAUAAUAACUUCACUUCUCUCCAAUACCCACUCUUCCAGAUGGAGUUACAGGGAGAUGGAAGCUUUACAUGGACAGCCCCAUUCCACCCAGAUGCCCCCCUCCCAUGGUUAGACGCCGAACACGAUGUUGGUCCAGCAGUCAUUCAAUUAAUCAAGGAUGGAAUUUCGCGCUGGGGGAACGGGGAACGCGUAGCCCUUGCCUACGAAAUGCUUUCCCCUAAAGACGCCUGCCGCGCCUUCUCAAAGGGCGUCGGACGUCCGGUACGGUAUAUAUACAAUCCCAAAAUUGACAUCAAGGUUAAGAUACCAAAUGGGUACCGAGAGCAGCUCGUUGCGUUGGAAAAGAUGUACUUAUUAGGCGCAAGAGAUCCCCGGUUACAACCCCCGUAUUUCGGAAGCCAGCACAUGGAGAAUAGUUGCCCUGGAGAAGCUUUGGAAUUAUGGGAAGGGCAUAGGGGGCUGGAGGAGUAUGCCAGAGAGGUGUUUCCACUGGAGGAGGCAGCGAAUGGACUAACGUGGAUGAACGAGAGUCACGAGGUUGAAGGCGAGGUGCAAGGGGAUGAGGAGGACGAGGAUGGAGAUGGGGAUGAUGAGGAUGAAGGACUGGUCAUGGGUGGUGGGACUGGAACCGAUACGCCAGCUAGGAAGGAGGAGAGUUGGCUUGCCUGA
Messenger RNA from Cadophora gregata, 1413 nucleotides. RefSeq lists its product as uncharacterized. The coding region runs from base 1 to 1413 and encodes 470 amino acids. The transcript has a single exon. The record is from RefSeq and is a predicted model, not a curated record. Lineage: Eukaryota; Fungi; Ascomycota; Leotiomycetes; Helotiales; Ploettnerulaceae.